AGAGAGGGCGAGUUAGCGAGAGAGAGAGAGAGAGAGAGAGAGAGAGAGGGGGGAGAAACAGAGAGAGAAAAAGAGAGAAACAGAGGAGAUGAUCUGAAUCAAAGCUGGAUGUGCCUAUUUGUGCUAACUGUUGUCUGUUCCAAUGAAGACCCAUUUCUGUACUUAUCAAAAGACAACUAGAGAGGGGGAAGAAUCUGCAGAUAUCAGUCAAUCAGCCUUCCUGUCUGCUGAAACAUCAAGAUCAGUAUCAGCUUUAGAAAACCCACAUCGACAGACCUCUAUAAUGGAUUGAAUGCGGUUUCAAUUUGGUCAAAUUCAUCAAGAUGUCAUAGAAAACUUUGCUGCACCUGUGCAUUAAUCUGAAACAAGACAAACCCAGACGAAGAAAUUCAGGUGAGAGGUCACACAAACAGAGACAGCCUGACCUUUGACCUGAGCACAAGCAAUGCUAUGCCAAAGAGUCACUUCUGUUCCCCACUCCUCUCUCUCCCGAGAGGCUCCUGUGACCUAACCACCACCCCUUCCGGGGGUCCAUAGGCGGCUGACAGGACGUCCAGAUGAGUUCCUCUCCAGGCCAGGGUAAGGAAUGCCUCCCGCCAAAAAAAAGGGAGUCCCGACAGGGCUCUGCUGAGCAGGGGCCCACAGACACCUUCAAACGGCCUGCGCCCCCCUGGGAGAGGGCAGGGGGGAGGCGAGCGGAACACCGUGCGGAGGCAGGCGAGGAGCUAUUGAUGAAUUCCUGCUACGGCGUAGACGUCCUCCCGCCCAUGACUCCGCCCAUGACCCCGCCCCUGCCCUCUGCCUCUCCCCAAACCCAACCCCUGCCUGCACCCACUCCCAUGUACAGCCUGCCCUGGCACUUACCCUAUCCGGUCACCAUGGCAACCCCCUUCAUUUCCAGCGACGCCUCCCUGGUCUGGAGGGGACAAAGCGCCAGCGGUGGGGACACCUUGGAGUUGAGCUGGAGCCGCCCCCUUGCACUGCAGCACGCAGGCGUACACAUCCCUUAUAGGGCACAGUUCCCCACCGACCCCACAGGAGAUUUGUUUACAUGCCUCCCGCCCCGCCAGAGGAACUACAGCUCCGCCCACUCCCAAAUCGCACACACACAGCUCUUCUCUCGGCCACCGCCGUACUCCAGGGAACCCCUUCACCAUGACAAGAUGGGCCUCCCCACGAGGAGGCCCAAUGGGUUUGACCGGAGGGACAGCUGGCACCCUCACGCUGGGAAGUCAUUGGACAGGCAGGGUAAUGGGCGGCGGGGCUGGGAGACCCAAGACGGCCCCCGCUGUGAAGGGAAAAGGAGCUGUCACGAAUACCGGCAGUCCCCCACACAGGCGUUCUCCGAGGACACCAAGAACACACCCCCCCUGCUGCAGGGCAAGGACCUGUGGGCGACGCCCAGGGCUCCACCUGCCAAACCGUCAGACACAAGGGGCACGCUGUACGAUUUCCCUGUGCCACCCGGGCCCCCAGGGCCAGCAGGGCCCGUGCAUUAUGCCCUACCGCCUCCUUCCUGCACUGUUCCUCAGCAGCACCCUCUGGAGCAUCCAUGCCUCACCCCCCCAACUCUCAGAAACACUGAGCUCUCCCUCCUGGGGGAGAAGCGACAUGUGGAGGUACCAAGGUCACAGACUGAGGGCCCAAAUGGGAACCACCCUCGCCAGGACCACCAGAGAAGUUCCUGCCCCUCUCCAAGGGGCCAUGGCUCAAAGGCCCGGGCAGGAGCCCCCCUAAACCCAGCAAACCCAUCAUCCCCGACGCCUGGGCCCCCCAGAGUCCUGCCCUACUUCCGGAAGGGCUCAUUGAUUGAGCUCUGCGGCGGGCGGCUGAAGAGGGUGGAGGAGCUGCAGACGGAGGACUUCCUGCUCUGCCCCGACCCCGGCCCGGACAUCCACCUGAGCUCCUGCACCAUCCUUAUGAUCUCACCCUCCCCCGACCCCGCCUUCUCACGACUGCAGGUCCUGCUUCCUGACCACAGCACUCAGCAGGAGUUACUUGAAGUCUUGGUUGAGUACCCGUUCUUCGUCCGUGACCGGGGCUGGUCCUCCUGCUGCCCACGAAGAACGGUCCAACUGUACGAGCUCCGCUGCCACCAGCUCCGCGUCGGUGACGUGUGCCUGGCGCUCACGCCCUCGCCGUUGCCCCCACGCCCGCCUUCGCCCUCCCCGCCGGCUUUGCCUGUGCAUGCUGGGAAAGGCAGGGGCAGGGGGGGAGAGGCAGGCUCUAAGCACAGGAACGUACACAGCAAAGCAGGGGAAGAAAAGCUGGCCCCGCCCUCCCCUCCUCCAGCUCCCCUCAGGGAGUCGCCACGAAAACGCAAGAGGCGCUGGUCGGCGCCCGAGCUCCAGGGAGGGAGCAGGACGCCUGCAGAGUUACCUCAUAGCCCCAAGCACAGGGGGCAGCAGUGGCCCACCCCUCUGCCCCCACCCUAACCCCCCAACACUCCUCGGGGCUCAAAGUGACCCUUCCUCCCAGCAGCUGCCCAAUGACUGCAGACAGAGGAGGCCAGGAACUCAUCUUUAAACCAGUAACGGUCUUGAACCUUUUUUCGUAAUGUUGUCAUUUUUGUAACAUCACUCUUUGCCAGCCAGUUCCUUUUAAAUUAAUUACACCUGAUGUAAUUGCGCAGCCUUGGCGCUUUCCACAAUAUAAUACAUUUUAAUAUGAUCAAGCAAAUUGGGUCACAUUAAAAUAUUCUGAUUAAAACCAAGUAAUAGGAGAUGGUUUUUCUCCUUUAAAAUGAUUGUUAUGGGGGGGUGGGGGGGUUAUAACUAAAAUGAUUUAGUUAUUUUCCUAAAAAGGACAACGCUACUGCAUCAGAUGCAAUCAAGCAAAAAGGAACGGGCUGUAGAUGACUGAUUUGAUUUGCCUUGCUUGUUAAUUUUGUAAAAACAAUCCAAAGCAAGGUUCAGGUUUAAUGAUGCUCUGUGUGACUCUUGUAUGUACUCCAGUGAUGUCUUCAGUCACUCAGAAAUGACGGAAGACAGUGGAAGCAUGGUGCAUUCUCAGGACUGUGGUCUGUCAGUUAUAAAACGACAUGUUAUCAGAGGGAAGACUGCAGUUUUCGGAGCGUUUCUUCACAAUGCAAUGCCAAGUAGUUAGACUAUUCUUUUCCCAGCUGCUGAUGCCAGUCUGGAUGUGUUUCAGAUCGGCAGGGAAUUAGACUUUUUAAAGCUUAUUGCACAGGAGGGUGAGAUUUCCACUGACUCACACCAUUAGUGUUUACUUUCCCUUUCCCUCAGCCAAUUAAUAAUGCCACCUGCAGAAUGUGUAUUUAUUCUCAGUAAAAUUUAACUCUGGGGGAAAAAUCAACGACUCGUAUUUUACAAACAAUACGGGUUUAUUUGCUAUUAAAUACCAUCCUGCCAUUCUCAGUUAUCCACCUCCAAGGUGAAAUCAGGGGUUCCCUACUGUCCCAGGGAACCAGUUAAUUAAUUAAUUAACUGGGGUUUUUCUAACCAAGGGAACAACGACUACAUGUAUUCUAUUUUCAGAUUAUAUCAUUUAAUCAUAUUAAACGAAGGCUUCUGUAUAAUUAUGUUACGGAUGUACACAUGUAUACAUUGAAGGAAUUUGUUUAAAGUCAGAUUCUCCAAGCCCCGCACCUACAUUUCGACUCUUGCACCCACGUUAAAAUUCUCUGGAGAAAAAAAACUGUGUUUGUGUGUGUGUGCAUGUGUGCACACACAAACACAGAUACACGUGCACUCUCGCUCACACACACAAAUACUUGAAAUAUAUUAAUUGCACAUAAAAAAAACCAGGAGUCAAGGACAGUAAUGGCCAAGAAAGGUGAAUGUAUUCCUCUAGCUUUUCAUUGUGUGGUUCAUGUACAGUACAAACUGUCUUUGCUUACUAUCAGCCUCCAAUACUAUUUUUUCCCUUGAAAACUGAACAAAAAAUACACUGAUAUUUUUGGAAAAACUGCAAUAGUCAGUGAAAGUGCUAAAUGAAUUUUGGAUGACUGUGGUUUGUGAAUAUUGAUGUGUCAUACUGAUCUGUAAUAUGUUUUGUAUUAUUCUGUAUAAUAAGUGUGAAUGCAGGGGAAACUUACAGAUACGGGUAUACUUUAUGUCCUGUUUCAUCUGAGGUCCACACAGGCAAUGUUUCAUAUGAAAUUCAUAACCACAAUUAGCCAUAUUGCAGUUGAACCCUCGUUGACUCUUCACAAAAUGUGAUUGUGAAAAAGGUGAUAUUCAACAUGUUUUAGCCAACACAGGUCAAAUGAAAGUUCUUUUUGUUUUGUUUUGUUUUUGUGAGAGUGUGCCCCUCUCACUUUUAAUCUGUAUGAUACAGAUUUUUUUUUGACUUCACAGAGGACAGAUGUGAUUUUUCUUUGUAGAAACGUUAUAAUUAUAGAAUUGUAUAUUUUUGAAAUCAUCGGUCUGUAAAAUGAUGUCUGGAAAAAAAUCUAUAAAUAUUAUUAUAGAUUUAUAAAUAUAUAAGUGUAUUAUUUAUUUAUUCAUUCAUUUUGUCUUUUUAAUGUUU
Molecule: messenger RNA, 4491 nt
Organism: Anguilla anguilla (European eel)
Lineage: Eukaryota; Metazoa; Chordata; Actinopteri; Anguilliformes; Anguillidae
Product: ataxin-1-like
Exons: 6
Coding region: 558-2435 (625 amino acids)
Biological process (GO): negative regulation of transcription by RNA polymerase II; nervous system development
Cellular component (GO): nucleus
Molecular function (GO): protein binding; RNA binding
Source: RefSeq, a predicted model, not a curated record